Molecule: messenger RNA, 2877 nt
Organism: Temnothorax curvispinosus
Lineage: Eukaryota; Metazoa; Arthropoda; Insecta; Hymenoptera; Formicidae
Product: insulin-like growth factor-binding protein complex acid labile subunit
Exons: 3
Coding region: 316-2643 (775 amino acids)
Molecular function (GO): protein binding
Source: RefSeq, a predicted model, not a curated record
ACGUAACGAAUAAUCGAUUCGUCCGUAGCGAUGUGGCGUUCGGGCAGCCAGUUGAUCUUCGUGUCGUUAUAUUGUGUUGUUAUAUCGUCGUAAAUUAAAACUACACUACUCCUGUAUCUUCAAUUUUGACAUUUCGUAAUCAAUUCCGCUUCCGAGAAUGCAGUCGCGCUAGUUUCUCAGCAAGUGACGAUAAUCAAUGUCAAAAGUCACGCUGCGCUAUCUAAUCGCUAACUCUCCACGAGAUACAAAACUCGUAAUUGCAGUUGCGUCCGUGUCACUCGGUUAGGCGCGUCGACUGAUUCGAACUUUCUCGCCAUGUCGUGGUUUCUUCUGCUCUUUUCGCAAGUCGUUAUCCUGUUCCUCUCGGCGAGGGCCUCGUCGGAGGUGAAAAAGCCGACUUGCCAGAACAACGGCAACGUUACAACGUUACAACGUCUUGGUUACAGCAUUUCCCACUACAAGGGGGUCCUCGUCGAAGUGACGCAAAUCGAAGACCAAGACGCGAACCUCAAUCACCUGAACCUCUGGGCGAUUCGAGAGAAUGCCUUCAAGAACGUGUCGGCGACAGUCUUGAAUCUGAGUAGCAACCGGAUAUCCGUGCUGAAUAGGGAAUCCUUCCGCGGUCUGCCCAACUUGGAGAGCCUCUCCUUGAACGGCAAUGUGGUACCGUUAUCGGGGUAUUUGUUCGCGGAUUUGAGACACCUGCGGUCGCUGUCGUUGGGGUCCAACGAGAUCAAUUCGAUACCGAACGACUCGUUCGCCGGGCUGUCAAACUUGACAUAUCUCGACUUAGGUGGCAACGAUAUCGAAGCGAUCGAGGCGGAAUCCUUCUCGAGUCUUAAUCCCGGACUGUUGUUCCUUAAGCUGAACAGAAAUAAAAUCUCUCGCGUCGCGCCGGAUUCCUUCGCCAGGUUAACCGAAAUGAAUAGCCUCGACUUGGGCAAAAAUCGGCUAGAGGGAUUACCGAGCGGUGCCUUUCGAGGAUUGAACAAGCUGGAGGAUCUUUACUUAAGUGAUAAUUGGAUAACAAGCGUCUCCAGGUCGCUCCUUUGCGACUUGAUCGGUCUGAAGCAACUCUAUCUUCAGCAGAACGAGAUCAGCGCUCUCGAGCCGGAUACGUUCAGGGAUCUAUCUCAGCUGGAACAACUGGACCUGAGCGAAAACAAACUGUCUCACAUUGUAGCCGGCACUUUUGCCGGGCUCUUCAAUCUGGGGAGACUCUAUCUUCAGCAGAGCGAGAUCAGCGCUCUCGAGCCGGGAACUUUCCGGGAGCUGUCUCAACUGGAAGAACUGGACCUGAGCGGAAACAAACUGUCUCACAUUGUAGUCGGCACUUUUGCCGGGCUCUCCAAUCUGAAAGAUAUUAAGCUGUUCGAUAAUGGCAUCCACACGGUGGACAAUGGCACUUUCGCUGAUCUCGUCAAACUGCAAAAUCUCUACUUCGGUGGCAACUUCGGUGGCAACUUUACUGAAAUCCGCAAAGAAGUCAGCGGCCUCCCAUAUGUCACAGUUUUUCUCUCCACGAGAUACAAAAUCCGUAAUUGCAGUUGCGUCCGUGUCACUCGGUUAGGCGCGUCGACUGAUUCGAACUCUCUCGCCAUGUCGCGGUUUCUUCUGCUCUUUCCGCAAAUCGUUAUCCUGUUUCUCUCGGCAAGGGCCUCGUCGGAGGUGAAGAAGCCGACCUGCCAGGAUGACAAUGUUUACAAAGUUUGCCACUACAGGGGGGUCCUCAUCGAAGUUACGCAAAGCCGUUUCCCCUGGGUCGUGAACCGAUUGGUAAUCGACUGGGGCCUGGGCCUUUCGGAGAUUCGAGAGAACGCCUUCAAGAACGUGACGGUGUUAUACUUGGAUCUAAGUUUUAACCGGAUAUCCGUGCUGAAGAGGGAAUCCUUCCGCGGUUUGCCCAACUUGGAGAGUCUCUCCUUGGACGGCAACGUGGUACCGUUAUCGGGAUACUUGUUCGCGGAUUUGAGACACCUGACGCGGCUGAGUUUGAAUUCCAACAGGAUCAAUUCGAUACCGAAGGACUCGUUCGCCGGGCUGUCAAGCUUGAAAUAUCUCGACCUGCAACGCAACAAAAUCGAAGCGAUCGAGGCGGAAUCCUUCUCGAAUCUUAAUCCCGGACUGCUGGAGCUUAACUUCAAACAGAAUAAAAUCUUCCGCGUCGCGCCGGAUUCCUUCGCCGGGUUAACCGGACUGCAUUACCUCUACUUGGACGACAAUCGGUUAGAGGACUUGCCGAGCGGUGCCUUUCGAGGAUUGAACGAGCUGAAUGAUCUUUACUUAAGUGAUAAUUGGAUAACAAGCGUCUCCAGGUCGCUCCUCCGCGACUUGGUCGGUCUGAAGAGACUCUAUCUUCAGCAGAACGAGAUCAGCGCUCUCGAGCCGGAUACGUUCAGGGACCUAUCUCAACUGGAAGAACUGGACCUGAGCGGAAACAAACUGUCUCACAUUGUAGUCGGCACUUUUGCCGGGCUCUCCAAUCUGGAAGACAUCAGGCUGUCGGACAAUGGCAUCCACACGGUGGACAAUGGCACUUUCGCUGAUCUUGUCAGACUGCGAUAUCUUUACUUCCGUUGCAACAACUUCACUGAAAUCUACACAGAAGUCAGCGGUUUCCCAAAUGUCAUAGUUUAUUCAUAAAGUCUUAAAUAUCUGUUUAUAUCUCACAAAAGGACAAAACCUUGACCGCUUGAAUUUUGCAAAAUUUUUAGUAUGUUUUACAGUACACUUCAUUCCCUAACACAAGGUACCAGUAACGGACCAAUGCGCAAUAGUUUUAUAAAUAUUAAUGUUGAAAAUGUUUUUUUCGAUAUUAAUAAUAAAUAAACCAUGCUUAUGCAAAGAAGUCGCAUUCAUAAAAUGUGCAAAUUAGUA